CGCAAACCUCAGUAGUCCCGGAGAGGUCGUGGCGAGUGGAUCUAUGUGAGUGCGCGCUCCGGGACUCCCCUCUAUGAAACAUGGUUGACGUUCUUUACUGCCCCGAAUUGAACCUUAACAAAAUGGCGCCGCAGGUCACUACAAUCGGCCCUGUCAACACAAGUGCCAAACUAUGCAAGUGUAACGAUAAUGAUAACGAUAGUAAUAAUAAUACUAAUUUAAAAGUGAUUUCGAGUCUCCAGCCCCCGCCCCCCCGCCCCCCGCCCCCCGCCGCCCCCCCGCAGCUACAUGCCAGAGGCGGAAGGGCACAAGAUGAGACGUACAGAGUUGGCAGCGUCCUCGGGAAGGGAGGAUUUGGCACAGUGUACUCAGGGUGGCGGGUCCGUGACUCCCUCCCUGUGGCCAUUAAACAGGUGGCCAAAGCGAAGAUUACUGCCUGGGAGAUGGUGGGCGGACGCAGGAUUCCCCGUGAAGUGGCGCUACUUUUACGAGUUUGCCAGGUGACUCACGUGGUUAAACUGCUGGAUUGGCUAGAGAGAGACGAUUCGUAUUUGCUUGUAUUUGAGAGGCCAGAGCCGUGCCAAGAUCUUUUUGACUAUAUUACAGAGAGGAAGGCCAUACCUGAGCAAGAGGCGCGGUUAUUGUUCAAGCAGGUCGUGGACAUUGUGAGGGAGUGCCACGGCGCGGGGGUCAUUCACAGAGACAUUAAGGACGAGAAUCUGCUGGUUACGCACGAUAGCAAGGGCAGGACAGUGCUGAAACUAAUAGAUUUUGGAUCAGGGGCCUUGCUGUCUGAUAAAAGCUAUACGGAUUUUGAUGGAACGAGAGUGUAUUCCCCGCCGGAGUGGAUCAGGCACAACCAGUAUGAGGGUGUCUCGGCUACAGUCUGGUCCCUGGGCAUCCUCCUCUACGAUAUGGUAUGCGGGGACAUCCCUUUUGAACACGACGAGCAGAUUUUGUCAGGUCGAGUUUCCUUCCGCGUAGAAGUUGGCGGGGCAGUGAAACAUCUCGUUAAGUGGUGUCUCAGGAUGCGGCCCUCCGAACGCCCCAGCCUUGACAGCAUCCUCCAGCACCCGUGGAUGCGAGGCGUGGGCGUGGCUGUUGGCGUGGGUGUCAGCGUGGGGGUGGGGGGCCAGGGGUGUGGUGGAGGGGGAGGGGGGGUGAGUGACAAGUGUUCCAGUACGUCCUCUCAAGGGUCUCUUUGAUGGCGGCCCACUCCCUAGACGGAUACCUACCACUCUCCCCUCACCAACACACUGGAGACCCACACUGGAGACCCACCCCGAAGAUCCCCCCACUGGAGACCCACCCUCGAGACCCACCCACUGGAGAC
This is a messenger RNA of Scylla paramamosain (green mud crab), 1333 nucleotides long. Its product is annotated as serine/threonine-protein kinase pim-1-like. The transcript is spliced from 4 exons. Lineage: Eukaryota; Metazoa; Arthropoda; Malacostraca; Decapoda; Portunidae. The record is from RefSeq and is a predicted model, not a curated record. The coding region runs from base 81 to 1205 and encodes 374 amino acids. Gene Ontology annotation, molecular function: ATP binding; protein serine/threonine kinase activity. Gene Ontology annotation, cellular component: cytoplasm. Gene Ontology annotation, biological process: protein autophosphorylation.